UGCAUUUUCAGGGGCGUUCUGUUUUGGGGAUUUCAGUGGUUUGUUUAUUGAUUUGAUAUCGGUGUAUGUUGCAGUUCAGCUUUUUAAAACAUAUACAGGUCAUCAUAUAUCGCUGCUAAAAUGUCACAGACAAAUCCUGCAAGUGCCCUACAAUCAGCAACAAAAACAUGGGAUCUAACUCCUUACGAACUUCAACGAACGCCACAGGAAGUCAUCACAGACAACACAGAGAUUGCAGUUUCUCCUCGUAGUCUUCAUAAUGAACUUAUGUGUCCAAUAUGUCUUGAUAUGCUUCGUAACACAAUGACAACAAAAGAAUGUCUUCAUCGAUUUUGUGCUGAAUGCAUAACGACAGCAUUGAGAAGUGGUAACAAAGAAUGUCCAACGUGUCGCAAGAAGUUGGUAUCACGACGAUCACUCAGACCUGACCCAAAUUUUGAUGCUUUGAUAUCAAAGAUUUAUCCAUCUCGAGAUGAGUAUGAGAAACAUCAAGAAAGAAUGCUACAAAGUCUCACAAAACAUCACAAUGGUGGAGCUCUGAGUGCAAGUGUAGAAGAAGGCUUGAAAUCACAAGCAAUGAGCAGAUUGCAGAAAAUAAGAAAACAAGACAAUUUCUUAGCAGCGAAAGCAUGUGAGAAUGCCAAGAAAAACAUUUCAAAACACUCUACGACUAAAGUCGAAAGUCCAAAAGGUCUACCAUCCGACUCAAUUCAUCCGCCGCCAAGCAAGAAAUUACAUCUCUCUGAUAAAACAAAUGCAUAUUCUGAUAAACCAGCUGCUGGAAAUGAGAAUGAGAUACCUACUACAAGCAACAAUACUCCAAAUGUUGAUGACACAACGACAACAGAUUCAGAUGAUUCUGUAGAUUUAUCUUCUGUAGAAUUAAUACUCAAACCUCAUCCCGAUCAGAAAGGUUCUGAAGCUGAAAAUCUUGUCAGGUAUAUAAAAACGUCAGUUCAUGCCACUGUAAAUCAUAUGGCGGAGUUUAUCAAAGUCAGGAUAAACUUGGAAUGCAGGCAAGGUGAUGAAGAAUCCUUGCAAGAUCCCACAAAAACUAACUACGAAUAUGAAAUUUUCGUCCAUACAGAAAAUACAUACGAGCCACUGCUUCCUGACAUGGAUCUUGAGAGAGUGCAAGGAUUAUAUUGGAAAGAAAACAACCCUCUGGAAAUAUUUUAUUUGAAAAAGGAAAUAAGGCAGUGAUGCAAAAAA
Molecule: messenger RNA, 1212 nt
Organism: Styela clava
Lineage: Eukaryota; Metazoa; Chordata; Ascidiacea; Stolidobranchia; Styelidae
Product: E3 ubiquitin-protein ligase RING2-like
Cellular component (GO): ubiquitin ligase complex; PcG protein complex
Molecular function (GO): chromatin binding; ubiquitin protein ligase activity
Source: RefSeq, a predicted model, not a curated record